Messenger RNA from Dermatophagoides pteronyssinus (European house dust mite), 1229 nucleotides. RefSeq lists its product as uncharacterized. The record is from RefSeq and is a predicted model, not a curated record. NCBI's taxonomy places the organism in Eukaryota, Metazoa, Arthropoda, Arachnida, Sarcoptiformes, Pyroglyphidae.
UCAAUGAUGGCGGCUUUUUCAUCGAUAAAUAUUAUCAUAUUUUUGAUAAUAAUAAUUUCAACCGUUUAUACAUUACCGAUUGAUAAAUUGCGUGACAAUCAAAUAAAACAAAAAUCAAUAUCAAGAUCAUUAUCAUCAACAUCAUUGAAUAAUAUUACAAUGGAACAACGUAUGUUAACCGAUACAAUGAACGAAUUAGAAUGGUUAUUACAUCAAUUAAUCGAUUUACUUACCGAUAUGGUUGAUGGUAUUGAAAAUGAUCAAUUAUUAUUACAGGAUAAUAAUUUUCGUAAAAUAUUAAUACAAGUAAUUAAACGUAUUGAUUUUAUAUUACAACAUUUUGAAAAUUCAAUUGAUCCAACAUUAUUGUUGAAUAAUAAUAUACAAAAUGAAUUGAAUCGUUUAGAUUGUAUACGUAUACGUUUAGCUAAUUAUCUAAGUCAAUCAAGACGUUUUGAUGAUUCAAAAUGUUAUCCUUUGAUAUUAUCAACAACAACAAAACCAUCAUCAUCAUCAACAUCGACAAAUAAUGAUGAAAUUAUACCAGUUCUAACACAAAUUGUUUCACUUUUAGUACAAAUAUCACAACAAUUAUAUCAUAUUGAAAAUGAUUUACAUGGCAAUAGAAUUGGUAUGGCUAAUCUAUCAUCAACAACAACAACAACCGAAUCAACGAUUGCAAAUAAUCGAAGAUCAACAAUAGCUGAAAUUGAUUGGGAUCGUUUAUUCAAUCAAACUCGAAUAACAUCAAUGCCUGAUUAUGGUACAACAUUUGAUUUUGAUCAUGCUAUUAAUGGUGAUAAUCAGUCAAUGACAACUGGUAAUUGGUCGGAUUUAAUUUCACAAAUAAUGAAUGGAAUGUCAACAACAACAACAAUGUCUACAAUGUCAAAUAUGGUAACAUCAUCGACAACAACAACAACAAAAAUGGGAGCAAUGACAACCAAUUGGGAGGAUAUGAUGAAUGAAAUGAUACGUGAUUUUAAUCAACAACAACAACAAAUAAUGAAUGUAUCGGGAUCGAAUACAAAUUCAGCCCACAACAAUAAUCGACCAAACAACAUCGAUAUGAAUGUUGAUGAAUGUAUUAGUAACAUAUUAGGAAUUAUUGAUGCAAUACAAAAUCAAACUCAAACAACAACUACUAUUUCAAUUAUUUAGCAUAUGAAAUGAAUGAAUUUUGACAAAUACAAUAUGGUAACGAUUGAUGGCGUAAACCGAACCUGAUG